Haliotis rubra (blacklip abalone) is the source of this 783-nucleotide messenger RNA. RefSeq names its product monocarboxylate transporter 5-like. Gene Ontology annotation, biological process: monocarboxylic acid transport; transmembrane transport. Bases 130 to 630 code for a protein of 166 amino acids. The transcript has 3 exons. NCBI's taxonomy places the organism in Eukaryota, Metazoa, Mollusca, Gastropoda, Lepetellida, Haliotidae. Gene Ontology annotation, molecular function: monocarboxylic acid transmembrane transporter activity. The record is from RefSeq and is a predicted model, not a curated record.
AGCUCGGAUUCAAGAACUGAAAACUCACGGAGUAGGAUAAUACCUCAAUGCGUAACCUUGUUCUGCACAAAUGGAUUUUUCUUGUAUCUGCUCAGUAUCAUUUUCUGGUCUCUUGGGGAAGCAGCCUGUAUGGUUCAUUUACCAAAUUUUGCUGAAUUGAGAGGCAGUACACCCGCACAGUCUGCAAGUUUGUUCACUGUCAUGGGUGUGCCUGCGCUUUGUUCCGGACUGCUGGCUGGUUUUGCCUCUUCUGAUCCAGCUAUUGGAAACAUUAUCCUUCACGUUGGACUACAAGGAAUGACAGGAGUAUCCCUUCUGUUACUCCCCGUGCUGUCACAUACGUACAGUCUCCAAAUGAUUUUCAGUGCCCUGUAUGGUACAUACAGUCAGGGACCUUUUACAUUGGUUAGUCCUAUAUGCAUUGAGCUGAUAGGCCGAUCCAAAUUGGCAGUUGGCUAUGGUAUAUGUUCCUUUUCCUUUGGACUCGGCUACAUGGUUGGACCACCUAUUGCAAGCCUUAUCUAUGAAAGUACUGGAGUGUAUGACUUCACGUUUCUUUUCUCAGGUGCCUGCUUCAUCACUAGUGCCAUCCUCGCCUUGUGUAUUCCACUGGCCAAGAAGUCAACAUAAAUGGACAUUUAAAUCAGCUCCAAUGCUUACCUUCUCAUGCAUAGUUACAAAUUCUGCUUAAGAAUGCAAGGCUUUAAAUUGAGCCGACCAGGCAGAGAACAUAUAUGUGACCUGCGGUUAAUUCCUAAAUAAACUAAGCUUUCAGUUCCUGAA